AAGAGUAGGCGCAUGCGCGGUCAGCGCCUUUCCGUUGCCUCCGCACGCUGAGGUGGCCGCGGGGUGGCGGAAAUGGACGGGGCGUCCGCGGCGGUGGUCGGCGUGUCGCUUUUGCUCGGGGCUCUGGUCCUCCUGCUGGUGCUGCGGCUGGGGCGGAGGGCGCCGAGUGGAAAGGCCCCGCAGGACGGCGGGAAGGAGGAGACCGAGCCGGCAGACGAUCACAAAGUAAAUGGCGAAACGACCGGCAAAGCACCCGUCCUGAAGAAACAGAAGCAGCACCAGCGAAGUCGAAAAGAGAAGCCUCAACAGCACAAUUUCACACACCCGUUCCUGGCCGCAGCCCUCAAGGGUCACAGCGGGAGCAUAAGCUGCCUGGACUUCAGCAGCAAUGGCAAGUACUUGGCAUCCUGCUCUGAUGACCGCACAAUCCGCAUCUGGAGCACCAAGGAUUUCUUGGAGCGGGAGCACCGCUGUAUGCGGGCCAACGUGGAGCUGGAUCAUGCUACCUUGGUCCGUUUCUACCCAGACUCCAGAGCCUUCGUUGUUUGGCUGGCUAAUGGCGACACCAUCAGAGUCUAUAAUAUGACCAAGAAAGAAGAUGGCAGCUUUGCUUAUGUUGCAGCCCCGGAAGACUUCCCCAAACAGCACAAAGCCCCCAUUAUCAACAUUGGAGUUGCCGACACAGGGAAAUUCAUCAUGACGGCAUCCAGUGACACCACCAUACUCAUCUGGGACCCGAAAGGGGAAAUCUUGGCCAGCAUCAACACCAACCAGAUGAACAACGCCUUUGCAGCUGUGUCGCCGUGUGGGAGGUUUGUUGCAUCCUGCGGUUUCACCCCAGAUGUGAAAGUGUGGGAGGUGUGUUUCGGCAAGAGUGGCGACUUCCGGGAGGUGGCCAGGGCCUUUGAUCUUAAGGGCCACACAGCGGGCGUAUAUUCCUUCUCUUUCUCCAAUGACUCCAGACGGAUGGCGACAGUCUCAAAGGACGGCACGUGGAAACUGUGGGACACAGAUGUGGAAUACAAGAAACAGCAGGAUCCCUACCUGUUGCUGACGGGCAAAUGUGAGGUGGCAGAACCCUGCCGCAUCGCUCUGUCCCCCGACGCCCGAGCGCUAGCCAUUUCCUGCAGCACCAGCAUCUUCGUCUACAACUCCAGAGGAGGCGAGGAGGAAGAGCGCUUUGAGAACGUCCACGGGGAGCACAUCACAGACUUGGCCUUCGAUGUGAACAGCCGCUUCCUAGUCUCCUGUGGGGACCGGGCCAUCCGGGUCUUCCACAACACCGCCGGCUACCGGGCAGUGAUGGAAGAAAUGAAGGUUCUGUUGAAGAAAGCCACCAAUGAGUCCACCAGGCAGAGACUGCAACAGCAGAUCACAAAUGCCCAGAACUCACUGGAAAGUAUCUACGGCAAGAGCAAGUGACCCUUUUCUAUGUGGGGUGCUCCCGUGCAGACUUUAGGGUCAGGAUUUUAACGCAGGAUAUGUGCUAAUAAAAGAUUUUUUUG
Messenger RNA from Eublepharis macularius, 1505 nucleotides. RefSeq names its product transducin beta like 2 (gene TBL2). Gene Ontology annotation, biological process: endoplasmic reticulum unfolded protein response. Lineage: Eukaryota; Metazoa; Chordata; Lepidosauria; Squamata; Eublepharidae. The transcript has 7 exons. Gene Ontology annotation, molecular function: protein binding. The coding region runs from base 73 to 1422 and encodes 449 amino acids. Gene Ontology annotation, cellular component: endoplasmic reticulum. The record is from RefSeq and is a predicted model, not a curated record.